Messenger RNA from Athalia rosae (coleseed sawfly), 636 nucleotides. RefSeq names its product DNA topoisomerase 2-like. The transcript is spliced from 3 exons. NCBI's taxonomy places the organism in Eukaryota, Metazoa, Arthropoda, Insecta, Hymenoptera, Athaliidae. Gene Ontology annotation, cellular component: nucleus. The coding region runs from base 1 to 636 and encodes 211 amino acids. Gene Ontology annotation, biological process: resolution of meiotic recombination intermediates; sister chromatid segregation. The record is from RefSeq and is a predicted model, not a curated record.
AUGCACGCAGCCUGGGCAUUUCUGGAGACACUCCUGAGGGACGAGGUCCCAUUCGCUAAACUACUUUAUACUAGAGAAGAGACAGCAUGCUUAAACCAUAACCCAAGUGCCAAUUCGGUGGCCAGUAUGGUGACUAGAUAUCUGACCAAAAGACAAGCACUUGCACUAAUAGCUAUGGGAGAUGCUGACGAAUCUCAUAUGUCAGAAAGGGUCACUGCCAAGUUUUCCGCAUUGAUUGAGGAAACGUGGAUAAACAACAUGACAAAAGAGAGCGAGCCAAGGAUCAAGGAUCUUGCGGACGGGAAAGACUUUACCAAAGUAACAUUUUCACCGGAUUCGUCAAAGUUCAAAAUUCAGGCGUUGGAUAAUGACAUGGUAUCGUUGAUGACUCGUCGAGCUUAUGAAGUCGCCGCUUCUACCAAAGGUGUUGAAGUAUUUCUCAACAAUACCAUAGUGCCCGUUCGGUCCUUCAAGGACUACGUUGAUCUUUAUGUCAAAGGAAAAAAGGACGACAUAGGAAAGCCACUCCAAGUUAGCCACACGAAUUGUGGCACACGAUGGCAGGUCGCCUUGACUUCAUCGGACAGGGGUUUCCAGCACCCGUCAUUCGUCAACGGCAUCGCCACCCAAAGGUGA